This is a messenger RNA of Salvia splendens (bonfire salvia), 993 nucleotides long. Its product is annotated as ubiquitin carboxyl-terminal hydrolase 3. Gene Ontology annotation, biological process: protein deubiquitination; ubiquitin-dependent protein catabolic process. The transcript is spliced from 9 exons. Gene Ontology annotation, molecular function: cysteine-type deubiquitinase activity. NCBI's taxonomy places the organism in Eukaryota, Viridiplantae, Streptophyta, Magnoliopsida, Lamiales, Lamiaceae. Bases 75 to 767 code for a protein of 230 amino acids. The record is from RefSeq and is a predicted model, not a curated record. Gene Ontology annotation, cellular component: cytoplasm.
UAAAUUAAACAAAGCCAAAAACCCAGAGCAAACAGCAAACCCAAAAACCUGAUAAAGAGCGAAGGAAAAGAAAAAUGGCGACACCUUCUUCAAAGAGAUGGCUUCCUCUUGAAGCAAACCCUGAAGUUAUGAACCAGUUUAUUUGGGGACUUGGUGUUUCCCCGGAUGAGGCAGAGUGCUUUGAUGUUUAUGGACUUGAUGAAGAUCUCUUGGCAAUGGUUCCACAACCUGUACUCGCGGUGUUGUUCCUCUACCCCAUUACGAAAAAGAGUGAGGAAGAGAGAAUUCAACAAGAUAGUACGACAAAGGAAUCUAGUGGUGGACCUUACUUUAUGAAGCAAACUGUAGGAAAUGCCUGUGGAACUGUUGGACUUCUUCAUGCUGUCGGCAAUGUAACUUCUGAGAUAAAACUUGUUGAGGGGUCUUACCUGGACAAAUUCUUCAAGGCGACUGCAAAUAUGGACGCGUCACAGCGUGCAACAUUCCUUGAAAAUGAUAGAGAAAUGGAAGACGCACAUUCAGUUGCAGCAACUGCUGGUGAAACUGAGGCAUCAGAUGAUGUUGACACACAUUUUAUCUGCUUUACAUGUGCAGAUGGACAACUGUAUGAGCUCGAUGGAAGGAGGGCUGGGCCUAUUUCACAUGGCGCAUCUUCGAGUAACACCAUAUUACAGGAUGCUGCUAAAGUAAUUCAAAAGUUUAUCCAGAAAAACCCUGAUUCAAUCAACUUCAAUGUUAUUGCUAUUUCGAAGAAAACUGGAGCAUAGAGAUGUUUCAAAGAGUAUGUGUUGGUAGGAACAGCAGCAACUUUUACUUGCAUAUGGUUAUGAACCCUGAGCUUCUAUUACUAUAUCUAUAUGAAUGCGGUAGUUUGCAUUUUCCAUUGAUAUGUUCCUCUUUCCAUUCUUAAUAAAGCAAUCAUGCCGUGAUUACUAGCAAUCUAAAAUGUUGUGCUAUGUUUUUUUAUUUAUUUUUUAAUUCUUGUUUUAUCUA